This is a messenger RNA of Heteronotia binoei (common prickly gecko), 3592 nucleotides long. Its product is annotated as long-chain-fatty-acid--CoA ligase 1-like. The transcript has 21 exons. Gene Ontology annotation, biological process: long-chain fatty acid metabolic process; long-chain fatty-acyl-CoA biosynthetic process; very long-chain fatty acid metabolic process. Gene Ontology annotation, cellular component: endoplasmic reticulum; membrane. NCBI's taxonomy places the organism in Eukaryota, Metazoa, Chordata, Lepidosauria, Squamata, Gekkonidae. Bases 120 to 2240 code for a protein of 706 amino acids. Gene Ontology annotation, molecular function: arachidonate-CoA ligase activity. The record is from RefSeq and is a predicted model, not a curated record.
CUUUUUUUUUUUUUUGCGGGCGGCUUAAAUAGGAGCGGCCGGGCGCUCCCGCUGCAGAGUAGCUGGCUGCGGUGAGAAAGGCCUGGAGGCGAGAAGAAAGCAGAUUUCCGCUGUUCCCAAUGUUGCAAGAGACUGCAAUGCAAGCUCAUGAACUGUUCAGGCAUCUGCGAAUGCCAGAACUUGGUGAUGUCAGACAGUACAUGCGUACCCUUCCAACAAACACGUUGAUGGGAUUUGGUGCUUUUGCAGCACUUACAACUUACUGGUAUGCCACAAGACCUAAAGCUCUGAAACCACCAUGUGACCUAGCCAUGCAGUCUGUGGAAGUGGAGUCAGAGGACAGUGAACAUGCCCGGAGAUCUUCAUUACUUGAUAGUGACGAGCCAAUGGAAUGCUACUAUGAUGAUGUGAAAACAGCCUAUGAUAUUUUCCAAAGGGGAUUACAUGUGUCAAACAAUGGUCCCUGUUUGGGUGUAAGAAAACCAAAUCAGCCGUAUGAAUGGAUCUCAUACAAAGAGGUUGUAGAGAGAGCAGAAUGUGUUGGCUCAGCACUUCUCAACAGAGGCUUCAGACCAUCUCCUGAUCAGUUCAUAGGAAUCUUUUCACAGAACCGGCCUGAGUGGGUUAUCAUUGAACAAGGAUGUUACACUUACUCCAUGGUGGCUGUACCCCUCUACGACACACUGGGGACUGAAGCGAUCACCUAUAUUGUAAACAAAGCUGACAUAGCACUAGUUUUUUGUGACAAAGGUGAAAAGGCAAAACUUCUGCUGGAUAGCACAGAGAAGGGUGACAUGUCAGUCCUCAAAACCAUUGUGAUUAUGGAUGCCUUUGACAGUGAUCUUGUGGCUCGUGGAAAGAAGUGUGGAGUGGAUAUCAUUAGCAUGAAAGACUUUGAGGCAUCGGGAAAAUUCCACAGACACAAACCCGUACUUCCCAAACCAGAAGAUCUAGCCAUAAUCUGUUUCACCAGCGGAACCACAGGGAACCCCAAGGGAGCUAUGAUCACUCACCGAAACAUAGUGAGCAACAUGUCUGCAUUUGUGAAGGCUACAGAGAGUGGCUAUGUAGUGACUCCCAGCGACACACACAUUUCCUUUUUGCCUCUUGCCCAUAUGUUUGAAAGAAUAGUCCAGUGUGUAAUUCUCUGCCAUGGAGCUCGGAUAGGAUUUUUCCAGGGAGACAUCAGGCUACUUAUGGAUGACCUUAAAACUUUACAGCCUACAGUGUUUCCUGUUGUGCCAAGGCUUUUGAACAGAAUGUUUGACAAAAUUUUUGGACAAGCAAAUACUUCACUUAAGCGGUGGAUACUGGAUUUCGCUUCCAAGAGGAAAGAAGCAGAACUUAGAAGUGGCAUCAUUAGAAAUAAUAGCCUGUGGGAUAAAGUGAUCUUCCGCAAAAUACAGGCAAACCUUGGAGGAAAAGUAAGAUUAAUGAUUACAGGGGCAGCUCCUGUAUCUGCAAAUGUACUGACUUUCCUAAGAGCAGCUCUUGGUUGUCAGUUCUACGAAGGCUAUGGACAGACGGAAUGCACUGCUGGGUGUUCUUUAACUGUGCCUGGUGACUGGACUGCUGGCCAUGUUGGUGCCCCAAUGCCAUGCAAUAUUAUAAAGCUUGUUGAUGUGGAGGACAUGAACUAUUUUGCUGCCAAAGGAGAAGGUGAGGUGUGUGUGAAAGGGCCAAACGUAUUCCGAGGCUAUCUGAAGGAUCCAGAAAAGACUGCAGAAGUUCUUGACAAAAAUGGAUGGGUACACACUGGAGAUAUUGGGAAAUGGUUACCUAAUGGUACCCUGAAGAUAAUUGACAGGAAAAAACAUAUAUUCAAACUUGCUCAGGGAGAGUAUAUUGCACCAGAAAAAAUAGAAAAUGUUUAUGCCAGGAGUGAACCUGUUGCUCAGAUCUUUGUUCAUGGGGAAAGCUUGCAGGGUUUUCUAAUAGCAAUUGUGGUGCCAGAUCCAGAAGUUUUAUCCAGCUGGGCCAAGAAAAGAGGACUUGGAGGCUCCUAUGAUGAACUAUGCAAAAACAAAGAUAUCAAGAAACACAUUCUAGAAGACAUGUUGAGAGUUGGGAAAGAGUUUGGCUUGAAGUCAUUUGAACAGGUUAAAGCCAUUACCCUUCACUCUGAAAUGUUCUCUAUUGAGAAUGGCCUAUUAACGCCAACAUUGAAGGCAAAGAGACCUGAGCUGCGCAAAUACUUCAAAUCCCAGAUAGAAGAACUCUAUUCGAAUAUCCAGAUGUAAACUGAAGCAAAACUGUUGGAGAGAACAGCAUUUGCUGUUUGACCUUCAUAUCUGUAAAUUAACUGCAGCAAACAUAGCAAAGGAAACUGUGCAAUCAUUAACUUUUUACGCAAAAGGGUACUCGACAUAGGAAUCCUGGAGAAAAAUGGAACACUGCCUUACUGUCCACUGGUGUUGCAGACCAUUUUUUAUAUGGUGACAUACAACUUCCUCAAUGAGCCUUAAACUGUAAAUGCUAUCUGUAUGUGAUUUGUAAGUUAUUUAAGACUUUCUCAGCCAAAAAAAAGUGACUUGCCAAGGCAUGUUAAAGGGAUGUGUGUUGCUAGCACAUGUAUUGUCUUUAGUAUAUUGUACAUCUGAUGAAUUUCCUAAAGGUUUGGCAUUUGAAGGCUUUUCAGGGCAACACAAGAAGGGAGCACUGAGAACACAAGGCGUUUUGCUUGCUUAUGUUUGCUCAGAACUUGGGCAGGCUCCCUGCUGACUAGCUGGAAGCUUUAUUUGGUUCCUGGGCAUUGAAAUGCAUCCUGACACAUGAUUAUCAGAUAGUGUAGAGAACUAGCUUGUGCAUCUUUGAUCUUCUGCUCUGAAAGUCUAGAUGAAAACUACCAGUGCAACACGAGGAAACUUCUUCAGGACCUCCAAAGAUGGAUUGUGGCAACAGCAUGCUGGAGAAUGAGGUUGAGGGGGGUGGCAGUGAUCUGGGGCUAGUGAUCUCUCUCUGUCUUUGCCAGCCACUAGAUUGCUUCCGCAGAGCAGGCUAAACCUUGAUCAUUUUAACAUGCUGGUCUUUGUACAAAGCUUCUGUCUUAUAUCCACUGAACGUAAAAGAGGAUGGAGGGAGUAAAAAGUAACUGAGGAACUUCAUUGAAAUGAAUGUAAUCAAAAUUAAUCUUGGAUCAACUAGGUGUAAAGAACAAGAAAAGCCAACAGAAGGGAAUAGGAUGUGGGUUAAUACGGGACAGCACUGGGGAUGUGGGGCGGGGGGAGAAGACUUCACUACCAAGUGUGUACAUCUGUUUGGAGGAGAAUGGAAUUGAGAUGCCUUGUAAUAAUCCAAGCUUAGAUUUUGUUUUCCAUACAGCAGUCAUUAAUUUCUGUUAAAUGUAUGUACAAGCACAACAAAAAGUUUGCACUAAAAAUUGUGUGAUUGUAAUGCACUACCCUGCGGCAUAAUUUCAUUACACGUAUACCCAAAUUGUACACCAGUAUCCAAGCCAAUACUCCUAGAGUAUUCUGUCAUUUGUUACAUUGGAGUUGAAAUGUUUGCUUAGUGUUGGCUAUUUCUAUAUUUUAUAAAACCAAAAUUUCCAAAAACCAAUGAAGGAAACCAAAAUAAAUAUUUCUGCAUUUAA